Messenger RNA from Batrachochytrium dendrobatidis JAM81, 561 nucleotides. Its product is annotated as anaphase promoting complex subunit DOC1. The transcript has 3 exons. Bases 1 to 561 code for a protein of 186 amino acids. Gene Ontology annotation, biological process: anaphase-promoting complex-dependent catabolic process; protein K11-linked ubiquitination. Gene Ontology annotation, cellular component: anaphase-promoting complex. NCBI's taxonomy places the organism in Eukaryota, Fungi, Chytridiomycota, Chytridiomycetes, Rhizophydiales. The record is from RefSeq and is a predicted model, not a curated record.
AUGGCCAACACGAACGACGAAACGAGAUUGAUUGUCAGACUGCGAAGCGAGUCAAACGACAAUUCUGUCCAGUUUUCACCUUUGAGUAAAAGCUGGAAUCCAAGUGAGCUCAAGGACAUUUCUUCUCUUGCAAAAUGGUCCUUGUCUUCAAAUAAAGAGGCUUUUGGUGUGGAUCGACUGCACGAUGGAAACUUGGAUACAUAUUGGCAAUCAGAUGGACCUCAACCACACUAUAUCAACAUGUACUUUCACAAGUGCUGGGCAAUUGCUCAAGUAUCAGUUUAUUUGGAUUUUAAACAGGAUGAAAGCUAUACACCUCGUCAAAUAGCAUUGCGUGUAGGAAACCGUGUUCAAGAUUUAUAUCAAAUCAGCCAGCUUGAACUGAACGAACCAUCUGGCUGGAUCGAUAUUCUAGUCAGCGAUCCUGACAAACCACCCAUUAAAGCAUUUAUGCUGCAGCUACUCGUACUUUCAAACCAUCAAGGUGGUAAAGACACACAUGUCCGACAGGUAAAGAUUAUGCAACACAAGCAUGAUGGCAGUAUCGAGCAUCAAUCUUGA